AAUGUCCACAAACAAGAGAUGGAGCGUUGAAUGUUCAUUUGAUACCACACUCACAUAUGGACGCCGGAUGGGUCAAGACUUUCGACGAAUAUUAUUAUGGCACUAAAACAACAGUCAGUACUGCAAAUGUCCAACUGAUAUACCACUCUGUACUCUCCGAACUCCUGCACGACAAGAGGAGAAAAUUCACGUUCUCGGAGACGGCAUACUUCUGGCGCUGGUGGAAGGAGCAGCGCCCCACCACAAGGGCCACCUUCAGGGCCCUGGUGCAGGAGGGCCGCGUCGAGUUCGCUGGAGGCGGCUGGGUCCAUAAUGACGAGGCUACCCCUGACUACCUGCAUAUAAUUGACCAGUACACUUGGGGAUUGAGAAAACUGAACGAUACACUAGGUCCCUGUGGGAAACCUAAAGCUGCCUGGCAGAUAGACACCUACGGGCAUACAAGGGAACAAGUAUCUUUGCUGGCUCAAAUGGGAUUUGAUGGAUUAUUUAUAGGUCGAGUGGACCAUAAAGAGAGGGAAUCCAUGAUAGAAGAGGACAGAAUGGAAUUCAUGUGGAGAGGAAGUGAUGUACUAGGCAAAAUGUCCGAUAUCAUGACCCACACUCUUUUCAACCUAUACAACGCUCCCGACGGGUUUUGCUUCGAUUUCCUCUGUAACGACGAACCAAUUAUUGACGAUCCGGAUAAUAAAGUGUACAAUGCUGAUAGGAGGGUAAACGACUUUAUAUCUCAAAUUGAGAGGCAGGCAAAAUACUAUGAUCAUGACAACAUUAUGGUGACAAUGGGUGGAGACUUCACCUACCAGAGCGCUGCAAACUGGUUUAUGAACAUGGAUAAAUUGAUCAAUCACGUGACCACGCAUCCUGCCAACUUGUCAGACAUCAAUAUAUUCUAUUCGACGCCAUCUUGUUAUUUAAAAGCCAUAUAUUUAUAUGGAAGGAGGGACAAAGCUGUUUACACUGAAAAGGGAGACCAGUUACCGUAUGGAAGUGAUGCCUUAACAUAUUGGACAGGAUACUACACGUCUAGGCCCAGUCUGAAAUAUUUCUCCAGGAGAGCCCACGUGUUCUUACAAGUUGUGAAACAGUUGACUGUGAUCGCUCGGUUGGGAGACUCCUAUGAACUGCACCUCCUCAGACAUGCCGUCAGCUUGGUACUACACCAUGACGCAAUAACAGGGACUAGCCAACAGCAUGUCACCAACGAUUUCAUAAGAAUAUUGAGUGAAGCCAUCGACUCUUGCACAAAGAAAGUGUCGAAUUUGCUCAGUUACCUGACUCCAACGUGGGGUGGAAGUCGAAGAACUAAGAACAACCAGCAAUUUGUAAUCUGUCAUCAGCUGAACAUGAGCCAGUGCAGGUUCACCGAGAACCAGGAGUCCAUGCUGCUGCUGGUCUACAACCCUCUCAGCGUAAAGACCUAUCAUCACGUGCGUUUACCGGCCAUAGCUCUGCAUUACUCCAUCAGGGACUUUAAUGAUGAGGAGGUGGAAUACCAGCUGGUGCCGCUACCAGCAGCCAUCAUCAACUUGCCCGGGAGAUCCUCCACAGCCAUUCAGGAGCUGUGCUUCGAAGCGGAGAACAUUCCACCUUUAGGAUUCACAGCAUAUUACAUCGCACCCGUCAGAGACCAACUGGAGGAGAAUGAAUUUGCGAAGAAAUUCUCAAAAUCCAGUCCAGGGAAAGUAGAGCAAGCUGAACAGGAGAUUAUACCAUUCAUCUCAAAUGAGUACAUCAAAGUCACAGUGGAUAAGGCGUCAGGUCUUCUGGAGUCCAUCCAGCACGUGGAUGGAGUGAGGGUGGAUGUGACACAGAACUUCUUCUAUUACGCCCAAGGUCAGCAGACGCUGCAAUCAGGAGCUUACAGCUUCAGACCUGAUCGUCAAAGACCUACACCGGUAACAGAUAAGGUCACCUACAACACCAUCCGAGGGUCUCUUGUCAAGGAGAUCCGUCAAAGGUUCACAGACUGGAUCACUCAGAUCAUAAGGCUGUACCGUGGUGAGGAAUAUGUAGAGCUGGAAUGGAUUAUCGGCCCUGUUCCUAUCGGAACUGACCUUGGCAAGGAGGUGGUCAGCAUCUUCAACACAAACGUAACCAGUAACGGCGAGUUCUUCACCGACUCCAACUCCAGGCAGAUGAUGAGGAGGACCUGCUGGAAUGAGUCUGCUAGUCAACAGCAGAAGAAGCCGAUAGCAGCUUGCUACUACCCCGUGGCCUCUCGGAUAUGCAUACAUUCACUCAACUCCAGCGUCGAGAUGUGUGUCCUCACGGACAGGACUCAAGGAGGCACGUCAUACAACGAUGGAGAAAUUGAACUUAUGGUUCACAGAAGACUUUUAACGGACGAUGGCUUCGGUCUUGAAGAGACUCUCAACGAGGAGGCAUAUGGUGUUGGACUGGUGAUAAAAGGGAAACAUCGGAUUUUGUUCGGGAAUUAUAGACAAGAAGUGGACGAUCAAACGUUUUCCGAGAGAAUGUCUCUUUUCUCGCGACGCUGGCAGUACGAACCCUGGUUGUUCUUGACCUCUGGGGAGAAGCUGAACAGGAGAAAGUGGCAGAAUGUUAGGAAUAAGAGAUAUUCGGUAUUGAAGUUGCACGGUCUGCCACGCCACAUCCACGUGCUGACCUUGGAGCCGUGGAAGGCGGGGACAGUACUCCUCAGGCUAGAGAAUACCCUGGAAAACCCAGUCAGAGAACGAUUCAAAACAGACAAAAGCGAGACCCCUGAUGACUACAACACCAAACCCACACACAUAACAGUAGAGCUGAAAAAGAUCUUCCUUCAGAUGAAUAUCAAGAUGGUUCGGGAAACCACGCUAGCAGCCAACCAGUGGCUGGAUGACGCCAGGCAGAUGGACUGGAGUACCAGAUACGUGUACAGCGGUGCUGAUGAUGGUAUCCUGCCGGAAGACGCAGAGGAAACUGAAGAUAAGCCAACGAAACCAGCAGAUGCUAAGGAUUCAACCCACUAUUCGGAAGAAGACCAAGAGUUCUCCAGAAAGAAGUACUACCGCCGUCCAAAGUUCGCCACUGACAAAAGUCGAUCUAAAGUCAAAAUGCCCGUCUACGCGGACUAUGAUAGGAAGAAGCGAGCUGUCAACGUCACAGGGAAUGUCAUGGAGAAUAUUAUCAAUGACACUUUUAUGGAGGAAAUUAGGUAUAAUGAGACGACGGAGAUACCUUUGAAUGAGACCACAUUGGAAACGACCACGAGGUUCGACGGAAAUGAUACGACGAAGUACGCUGAGCCGUUCAGGUUUUUGGUGACUCAAAAAACUCCAAAACUCAGCUUUCUGAGUCGCAUGAAGCCAAGCAAGCUAGCUCCUGACUGGGGAGCCGAGACCGAGGAGAUGGUGUCUUCUGAGGAAGACUUCUCUUCAAACCUCAAGAAGAGGUCGCCCAGAAGAAGGUCGUCCAAGAAUUUGAAGAGGAGUAAGCCUGAAGAAGUACUAUCGGACGAUGUCGACGAUGGGAUCACGAAAUCAAUAUACGAGAUGUACUAUAAACAUCGGCCUAAAAGCCAAAUCAGGACAAAGUCUUUAGAAGAAGACAAGUCUAGAAAGAAGAAGAAGACACGCAGAAUGAGAGACAAGAACGAUUAUGAUUAUGACAUUGAACAGACGACCAGAAAGUACUUUAGAAGUAAGAAUAAGAGGAGAGGAAAGAGCUUGGCAGCUGAUAUGCCGUUCUUUAUAACUGAUGGUAGAAGGCAUAAAGGAGAGAGGCAGUUCUUUGAAGAAGGACGCAGAGGAAGGGAGAAGAUGAUGGGUGAUGACGGUCAUUUGAAACCUGAGAUGAGAGAGCUCCCACUUAAGAGUAACAUACCAAGAUCCAGAAAACGGAAGGACAACAGCGGCAUGGAGAUGCUGGACUACUCUGAUGAGGAGGACCUGGAUGUACUGGAGAAGGAGUCGGUGGACAGAAGAGGAGAGAACAGCAGGCGAAAGAGAACUUUACCGAAGGACGAUGAACCGCCGAUCGGGGAGACUGGCAACUCUGAGACAGUUGAAGAUGUGGACUUCGUAGUAACAUUGCGUCCGACACAGAUCCGAACCUUCGUCAUCUGGUUCGAGAACCGCAAGGCAUACACAUGAGUUACUGAGCCAUGGAGUUAUUUAGAUGUAGAUGUUUUUGUUUUAACAUUAGUUUACAGUAGGCCUCGGUUUCUGAAAUUCCUUUAUUGAUUAUUACUUUACUGAAUGCUGAAAAAUUACAAUUUAUUUUAGCGGUUAACUUCGUUAAUGUUUUUUCACUUCAUUUAGUAAGUAGUUGUUAUGAUCAUAGUAGCCGUUGCCUACGGCUCCGCCCGCUACAAAAACGUUGGAAAUCAACACAAACAAUACUAAUUACUGUUAACGUUGGUGAAUAUUAAAAAUAAUGUUUAUUACUGCUUCUCCCAAAAACUGGUAGACUAAAAUGAACGGAUACCGCACUAAGCUUAAAGCCAAAGUUAAAAGCUAUCAAUAUAUGGAAUUUGUUUUGGCCACCCGGAAUUUUCUUCAGUGACAUCUUUUUUUCACAAAAUUUCAUUCAUUCGAAGAAAGCCGUAUAUUAUUUAUUUUUGAUAAUUAUAAAUAGCA
Messenger RNA from Trichoplusia ni (cabbage looper), 4583 nucleotides. RefSeq names its product lysosomal alpha-mannosidase-like. Gene Ontology annotation, biological process: mannose metabolic process. Gene Ontology annotation, molecular function: carbohydrate binding; alpha-mannosidase activity. Gene Ontology annotation, cellular component: lysosome. The transcript is spliced from 29 exons. The coding region runs from base 57 to 4097 and encodes 1346 amino acids. Lineage: Eukaryota; Metazoa; Arthropoda; Insecta; Lepidoptera; Noctuidae. The record is from RefSeq and is a predicted model, not a curated record.